Messenger RNA from Lodderomyces orthopsilosis Co 90-125, 459 nucleotides. RefSeq names its product ubiquinol--cytochrome-c reductase subunit 6. Bases 1 to 459 code for a protein of 152 amino acids. The record is from RefSeq and is a predicted model, not a curated record. The transcript has 2 exons. Gene Ontology annotation, biological process: mitochondrial electron transport, ubiquinol to cytochrome c. NCBI's taxonomy places the organism in Eukaryota, Fungi, Ascomycota, Pichiomycetes, Serinales, Debaryomycetaceae.
AUGUCAUUCUUGAGAGAUAUAUAUGAAAGCAUUAUCCCAACUGCUUAUGCUGAUGAGCCAGCUGGUGAAACUGAAGAUGAAAUUGCCGAUGACGAAGCUCCAGUUGAACAACCAGAAGAUGCAGCAGAAGAAGAUCCAAAGGAGGAAGAAGUUGAAGUAGAAGAUGAUGGUGAUGAUGAAGACGAUGAAGACGAAGAUGAUGAAGAUGAAGAUGAAGAUGAAGAUGAAGAAGAAAAUGAAGACCCAUUGGAUAAAAUGAGAGAAGAAUGUGUCAAGACUGCUGCUUGUAAACCAUUUGAUCACCAUUUCCAUGAAUGUAUAGAAAGAGUAACCAAAGAACAAGAAGAGCCAGACUAUGAACACAAGCAUUACAAGGAGGACUGUGUUGAGGAAUUCUUCCAUUUGCAACACUGUGUUAAUGACUGUGUUGCACCUCGUCUAUUCAACAAGUUGAAGUAG